Messenger RNA from Emiliania huxleyi CCMP1516, 459 nucleotides. RefSeq lists its product as hypothetical. The record is from RefSeq and is a predicted model, not a curated record. Lineage: Eukaryota; Haptophyta; Isochrysidales; Noelaerhabdaceae. The transcript has 2 exons. Bases 1 to 459 code for a protein of 152 amino acids.
AUGACGAAGCGCGGGCAGCAGCAGCGCGGCAAGGGCCGCAGUGCCAGCGGCCGCGCCAGUGCUGGACCCCGGCUCGUCGACAAGAACGCGCUGUCGGCGCGCGGCGGCGGGCCCUCGCGCCAGUCGCGCUCUCCCUCACCGGACUCGCCGCCCGCCAAGCGGGCGUCCUCCGCCGACUCCUCCGGCUAUGACACGGAUCUACCGGACGAGGUGCAGCAGGAGGCGGUCCGCAGGGUCUGCGGCGCGCUCGGCCUGAAGGAGCAGUACGACGCGGCGGUGGCGGCGGGAGAGCUGCUCGAGCUGCUCGAGAGCCUGCCGCGAGGGACAGUCGAGGCCUCCAUCCGGCUCAUGCGGGGAUACACCCGCACGGGCGAGUGGCCCGAGCCCAUCCUACCCAGCCCUGCCCCGGAGCGCGGCCGAUCGCCUAGAAGCCCCUCUGAUGAGUGGUCAGAUGAAUAG